CAAUCUUUGAACAUAAGCGCGAAACAACACUCAUCAAAGUUAACAGCAAGGAGAGAAACUAAGUUGGUGGUGGGAUAAAUGGUAUUUCUGGAUACUCCUCCAGAAUCACCACAAAUAAUAAUGGAUGAUGAUCCAGGUUUCAUAGAAGAAGAAAAUAUUGAUGAAGAAAUACAGUGGUAUGAAGAAGUUUCAGUUGAAGAACUUGACGAAGGCUUGGAGCAGGAUGAUGAUGAUGACGAUGAUGACGACGAUGAUACUGGGCAGGCAGAAGAAGGUGCAGAGGCCAUGGUACCGACAAGUGAUGAUUCAAAACUUGUUUUCACAAACCAUAUAGGUUCUGUAUUCUGUUGUGACAUUGAACCAAAAGAAUCCAAGCUCGUGAUAACAGGUGGACAAGAUGAAAAAGCAUAUGUGUGGAACACAAGCUCAGGAGAAAUUUUGUUUGAAUGUACAAAUCACAAGGAUUCGGUUUCUUGUGUUGGGUUCAGCCAUGAUGGAAUGUAUGCUGCAACUGCUGAUAUGUCUGGAAUUAUCCAGGUAUGGAAAGUGCCAACCAAAACUCUGGCUUGGAGUUCUGAUGACAGUUAUGGUGAUCUUCAGUGGAUGAAAUGGCACCCUGCAGCUCAUGUUUUGUUUUGUGGAUUUGCCACUGGUGAUGUCUUUGCUUUUAAAAUUCCAAGUGGUGAAAUUAAGGUCCUUCCUGGAUCUGGAGAGAAAACAGAAAGUGGAAUUAUUAUGCCAGAUGGAAAAAGGUUUGUUGUGGGGUAUGAGUCGGGAACAAUAAAAGUAUUCGAUAUAAAGUCAGUCAAGGUAAUACAACAUAUCAAAUCCGGUGAUGCACACAGAAGUAGUGUCACAGCAUUAGAUGCAUUCCAUGAUGACAACCUUAUUAUGUCUGGUGACUUGGAUGGAAUUGUAGCUUUCAUCACAACAGCCACUGGAAGAGUAGUUAGUGUUUUUGACACCAAGGAGCUGGACAGUUCUGGUAGUGCAAGUGGUGACUCUGCAGAUGAUGAUCACCCAGCAGAAUUUUGUGUUGAGACAAUUGCAUUUUACAAAAAUCCAUCUUUUCCAGUUGCUAUAUCAGGAAAUUGUUAUGGUUGCCUAUUCAUUUGGGAUGUCAGCAGACAAGCACUGCGUUCAUUCUCAAAACAAGAUUGCGGCAUAACAACUAUUGUAUGGAGGAAGGAUAGUCCUGUAGCAUAUUUAGGCAGCUUAGAUGGUUCUGUACGAAUAUAUGAUGUUCAGAACAAUCAAGAAGUUGGCCAGUUGAGUGGACAUCGAAGCUCUAUCUUAGACAUUUGUGUAUCUGUGGAUGGGCGAGAACUGGUAACAGUUUCCGAUGACACACAGUGCCGCGUUUUUGAUAUUCAGAGACUGUGAUAUUUGACCAAUUUUUAAUGGACAAUAGAAUACAGAAAUAACUAUGUUAAUGAUGUUUCAUAGGCUGAGUUGUGAUUGAAUACAACACACACAUCUGUGUUGUAUAUUUUCACAUUGUUGUUGUUCAUGUAUUAAGGUGAUACCAAACAGCAAACUAUGGUUAUUGAAGUGUGAUAUUACUGCAAACACAGUUGUUUGUGAAAUAUGUACAUGCAUAUUUCUAUAUGGAGACUUUAUUUUGAUUUUAAUAAAAGAUCAAAAAUCAA
Messenger RNA from Schistocerca cancellata (South American locust), 1649 nucleotides. Its product is annotated as angio-associated migratory cell protein. Lineage: Eukaryota; Metazoa; Arthropoda; Insecta; Orthoptera; Acrididae. The transcript is spliced from 9 exons. Gene Ontology annotation, molecular function: protein binding. Bases 79 to 1383 code for a protein of 434 amino acids. The record is from RefSeq and is a predicted model, not a curated record.